AUGUACAACAUACAGAGUAGACCCUUGGGAGAGCGUGCGAUUGAAGUUCGCAAGGUCGCUGGUUCGAUCCCGGCUCGUCCCAUUAGUUUUUGUUUUUUUCCCCUGCCUACUUACUUAGUAAGUAGUCCUUCCAAGGUUGGGACCUCGGUGAAGUGGGGGGCGAUCGAUAGCUUAGUUGGGAGCGUCCACGGCUUAGACAGGCUGGAAGUUUACUUCAAUCAAUCACAUAACUAG
Molecule: messenger RNA, 234 nt
Organism: Penicillium verrucosum
Lineage: Eukaryota; Fungi; Ascomycota; Eurotiomycetes; Eurotiales; Aspergillaceae
Exons: 2
Coding region: 1-234 (77 amino acids)
Source: RefSeq, a predicted model, not a curated record